UUUAUUCAUUUUUGGAGAUUCUUACUUUGAUGCCGGAAAUAAUAAUUACUUGAAAAAUACAAGCAAGGCCAACUUUUUUCCCUAUGGAGAAACAUUCUUUAAACAUCCUACCGGAAGGUUCUCCGACGGUCGAAUUAUUCCAGAUUUUAUUGCCUGGAAAUGAAGAAUAUAAAAGUGGAGUGAAUUUUGCGUCAGGUGGAGCCGGUGCUCUUAUUCAAACUUUUCAAGGAUAUGUAAUAGAUUUACAUACACAGCUUGAUUAUUUCAAGAAUGUAAAGAAGCAGCUAAGGAAGAAAUUAGGUGACACAAGAGCAAAAAAAUUAUUAUCAAAGGCCAUUUAUUUAUUCAACAUUGGCCUCAAUGAUUAUACAGCACCACCCCAAACAAAUUCUACUAUACUUCACCAUUACACCAACCAACAGUACGUCGAGAUUGUUAUUGGCAACCUCACCACUGUAAUCAAAGAAAUUUAUAAAAACGGAGGAAGAAAAUUUGGAUUUUUAAAACUGUUGGAGUUGGGUUUUCUACCUUCAGUUAGAGCACUUGAACAAACUAAUAGUAGAAGAAUUAGCUUCAAGGAAGCUUCAACUCAAAUGCAAUUACACAAUAAGGCACUUCCUAAGACUCUUAAGGAUUUAAAGAAAGAGCUGGGAGGAUUUAAAUAUUCAAUUUUUGAUUUAUAUACGUCGACAAGUGAAAGAGUUAACGACCCUCUUAAAUACGGUUUUAAGAAUGGAAAAUCUGCUUGUUGUGGGGGUGGACCAUUUAGAGGAAUCGAACCGUGUGGAUUAAUUAAAGAUUACGAAUUGUGUGAAAAUCCUGGUGAUUAUUUGUUCUUUGAUGGCAACCAUCCAACAGAGAUUUUCAAUAACCAAAUUGCUAAGCUCAUGUGGAGUGGAAAUUCUAAGUUCACAAGUCCUUACAAUCUCAAACCUCUACUUGUGGCAUAGUCAAUAUUAUUAUGUCUAUUUUCCAUUUUUAGUUGGAGGACCAAAAUUAUCUAUGUUAUAGUAAGAAUAAUUCUUCCCAAUAAUUACCAUGAACGAUGAUGAUCUAUGUUGAUUAAAUUUUAAUAAAUAUAAUAAAAAUUUUAAUAAAAUUUUAUUAUUUUAUUAUUUAUUCGAAUUAA
Messenger RNA from Mercurialis annua (annual mercury), 1129 nucleotides. RefSeq names its product GDSL esterase/lipase 1-like. The transcript is spliced from 5 exons. The record is from RefSeq and is a predicted model, not a curated record. Gene Ontology annotation, molecular function: hydrolase activity, acting on ester bonds. Bases 84 to 950 code for a protein of 288 amino acids. NCBI's taxonomy places the organism in Eukaryota, Viridiplantae, Streptophyta, Magnoliopsida, Malpighiales, Euphorbiaceae.